Dermacentor andersoni is the source of this 1617-nucleotide messenger RNA. Its product is annotated as calumenin-A-like. Gene Ontology annotation, molecular function: calcium ion binding. Gene Ontology annotation, cellular component: endoplasmic reticulum. Lineage: Eukaryota; Metazoa; Arthropoda; Arachnida; Ixodida; Ixodidae. The record is from RefSeq and is a predicted model, not a curated record.
UACGGCAACGGCAGAACAUGAAGAUGCAGACGACACUGGUUACGUUGCUGCUGGCGGCCGCCACGUUGUGUCUAGCAAACGACGCCUCUAAGACGCCGCCUACCGGUCAGCCGCAGCAGCAGCAGCAGCAGUUCUACCAGCCACCCAAGCCAGAGGUCGUGCAGCAGCACCUGCACAAGCUCUUUGACGAGGAGCUGGACAAGGAUGGCGACAAGUACGUGAACUCUGCGGAGCUCAAGCAGUACCUGAAGAAGUUCCACAGCCGCCUCAUCCUGGACAGCAUCGACAAGCAGUGGCUCUACUUCGACAAGGAGAUGCAGGAGAAGGUGCCGGGUGUCAAGGUGCUCAAGUGGGAGACGUACAAGAAGCUCUCCUUCCCAGACAGAGACCUGGAGAAGGCCGGCGAAGAGGGCAAGGCGGCGAAGGCGAUGCUCGAGCGCACCGAGCGCCGCUGGAAGCUGGCCGACUUCGACAACGACGGCGCCCUGGACAAGGCCGAGUUCAAGAGCUUCCUGCACCCCGAGGAGGACGAGCGCGUGCGCGGCGUGGUGGUCACCGAGGCCAUCGAGCUCAUGGACACCGACAAGAACGGCAUCGUCUCGUUCGAGGAGUACAUGGACCAUCUGAAGCGCGUCUCCGGACCGGAGAAGGACAAGGACAAGAACUGGGGACCGGCGCAGCAGAGCCAUUUCAGCACGUACAUGGACAAGGACAAGGACGGCGCGCUGAACGAGGCUGAGAUGCGCGACUGGGUGCUGCCCAGCCACGACCGCGAGGAGGGCGAAGCCUGGAGACUCAUCUCCGUGGGCGACGUCAACCAGGACACCCGGCUCACCAAGGAGGAAGUGGCCGCGCAGCCCGACUACUUCAUGGGCAUCCUGCCGCACGAGUUCUGGCAGCAGGAGGGACACGCGGGCAGCGUCAAGCAGAAGGAGGAGCUGUGAGCAGGACGCCUGCGCUGCUCCUGGCGCCACCUUUCGGCCGCCACAUCAUGUGAUACGAGUCGCACGCGGCGGUGUCUUGCAACGCGUACUCGAACCGACGGUGGCCGGUCGCCAGGGGUGUGUGGAGCGGCGGCGACGUCAAACGUGUCGCAGACAAUCUCACGCGCUGCGCGAUUCAGUCAUUGGGGGGAGGGCUGUCUCUACCACUCUGUCCUGGACUCGGGGACCUGCGUACAAAGGGGAGGAGGUCGCUGUCCGUCCGCAGCUACCAAGUGUGUUUUCGGCAUAGUUCGCUUAUAUUUGGAGCUGUGACGCGAAUCAGUGAGGAAUAUUUUCGAAAGACUUAAUCCGCUGCUCUCGGCAUUAGAUAGUGAGCCACGUGAGUGUUCAUGAUCCGCGAUGGUUUCACCCCAACUCAAUAGCAUUAUUCUUGUAAUACAUCACAAAUGACGACCUGAAAGCUCCAGAACUAUAUAUAAUAUAUAAUUGCCUCUAUGUUGUUCAAUUCUUAAGCACCCUCUUAGUGAACCUUAUCUGUUUUUGUGUGAAACCAGCGCAAUAUUUAUAUUCCUCCCACUUCAGGCUCUCGACAUCUUUCUGGAUCCGGGACAUUGUACAAAUUUUUUGCUCCAUGUCAUCACAACGAAAAAAAUAAAAGACGAAACUCACGGGA